Neocloeon triangulifer is the source of this 3067-nucleotide messenger RNA. Its product is annotated as N-acetylglucosamine-6-sulfatase-like. Gene Ontology annotation, biological process: glycosaminoglycan metabolic process. The record is from RefSeq and is a predicted model, not a curated record. The coding region runs from base 369 to 1913 and encodes 514 amino acids. The transcript is spliced from 10 exons. Gene Ontology annotation, molecular function: glycosaminoglycan binding; N-acetylglucosamine-6-sulfatase activity. Lineage: Eukaryota; Metazoa; Arthropoda; Insecta; Ephemeroptera; Baetidae.
GUUUUCUCCUUGCUCUUCUUGUUUUCAUCUCAUUGUCCUGCGCACCGACCUCUGACCUCUGACCUCUGAUGUCCUAACAUCGUCGCUAUUCUGUCUGAUUCCGUCCGGUCGGGAAAAAUCAGAUCAUGGAUUAACGGAGAAGGACACAAUCAAACACAAAGUCGGAGAGCACCUUUGUCGGCGAGUUCGGCACAAUGAAGACGACGGAGCCUUUCGGCGAGGCGUCCACGAUUGCCGGCUUGAUUCUUACCUCGGCCGUGCCCCAUCGGUGAGGAACGCCUGGAAAUGUAAAGUGGCUUCGGGGUCAACAAGGACUCUGUGUUGUCAAACGGAAAUUCAACCAGUGCAACUUCUUUACUCAUACCAGAAUGUCGACUGUUUUCCUCCGAAUUGUUAUUUUCAGUUUGACCUUUUUGAAUUCAGUAUUAAAAAUUUAUGGCCGGCCGGACAACAUAAUUCUCAUUUUGACGGACGAUCAAGAUUUAGUGAAAACAGGCUUUAUUUCUUUACCAAUGACACGUUAUUUGAUUGGAGAGCACGGAAGUACAUUCACGAACGCGUUUGCGACGACCCCAGUUUGCUGCCCAAGCCGCUCUUCAAUUCUAACCGGUCGUUAUUUGCACAAUCACGGUGUUUUGAACAAUUCGUUGUCUGGUGGGUGCGCAUCUGAGGCGUGGACGGAAAAUCACGAAGACAACGGGACGUUUGCUGUCCACCUAAAAAAUCGGGGAUACAACACGUUUUACGCUGGGAAGUACUUAAAUCAAUACGGUAAGAAUGGUCCUGCCGUACCAAAAGGUUGGGACUGGUGGAUGGGCCUUGAGGGCAACUCUCGCUACCAAAACUACACCCUUUCCGUGAACGGCACCUGGCGCGAUUACGCCGAUCGCCCUGACGAUUACCUUACUGACGUCAUGGCCAAAAGUGCGUUAGAAUUUCUGAAUCAGGGCCACGUCCGAAGUGAGCCCUUUCUGAUGGUCCUCGCCACCCCCGCCGCCCACGACCCUUUCACCCCUGCCGAAAGAUACAAGGAUCGUUUCGAGCACGUCAGAGUGCCCAAGGGAAAGGAUUUUAAUUUGCACAACCAGGGGAAACAUUGGAUUGUUCAAAAUAUGCCGCCUCACACUUUAUCAGACGAAACCAUCUCCAAAAUUGACGACAUUUACAGAAAUAGAUUGAAAACUUUGCUCUCCGUCGACGAGAUUGUGGAGAAAAUUGUGUUGAAAUUGGAAAAAUUGCAGAUUUUAGAAAGGACUCAUUUGAUUUUUACCUCCGACCAUGGAUAUCAUUUAGGGCAAUUUGCUCUACCCUGGGACAAGAGACAACCGUACGAAUUCGACCUGAGGGUGCCUUUUGUGAUUCGCGGCCCUGGAAUUCCAAAAAAUCAGUCUUUCCCCUUUCCUGUGCUUUUGACCGAUCUGGCGCCAACCUUUUUGCAAAUCGCUGGAACUAAAGACGAUGAGGCUGAUGGAGUUUCCUUAUUUAAUUUGAUCGAGGCUGAAAAAUUAAACAGGACCUUCUUGAUCGAGUUUCACGGUGAAGCGCAUUCUGAUUCGGUAUCUGAAAAUUGCCCCGACGUCUACAGAGAUAGAGAUCAAUUUUUUCAAUGCACCUUGGAAAAUUCAUGCAAGUGCCAAGACGUGAGAAACAACACGUAUCACUGUCUGCGUCACCUCUCGGACAGGUGCGACUUUAUUUUCUGCCACUUUGAAGAUGAUGAGGAUUUUGAGGAGUUCUACGAUUUAAGGUCAGACCCUUUGCAACUCGAGAACACGGCCAGCGUUCUUCCGCCGCAUCAUUUGCAAUUUUACAGGAAAAGUUUGCACAAGUUGAAAAAUUGCAAGGGUCGCGAUUGCAGAGAAUUGAGGAAGAUGAAAGUUUUGUGCCCUUUGGAAACUCAAAAGAAUAAAUAAAACAAUCAAUUUAUUUCUCUUUUUGACGAAUAGUGCGAUGACAAGUUUUGCUCGGUUUUAAUUUGUUUUUAUUUUUCUCCAAUUUUUAAAUACAGAAUAUUAGAAUUAAUUCUAUUUUAAGAAUUUUAAAAUUCAAAAAACAAAUAUUCUGCAUUGAAAUAUUAAGGAGAAAAAUAAUGUAAUUUAUUUUUUCAAUUUUUUUUUAAAUGUGGUUAAAUUUGGUUAAAUGUCAGCUUAUUUUAAUAAACAGCUCAUGUAAAAUAUUUAAUUUUUAAACUUCAUUUACUGAAAAAUGUUAAUUAGAGGAUUUUUAUAGACGCUUUUUGGUUUUUUGAUAAAUAUAGCUCAUCCUCUCUCCCCAUUACCGCGGGGUAUUGACCUUUGGUUUACAAUAACAAAAACUCUUUACUUUGUUAUCAAGAACACCUCGGUUGUCAAUUAAUUAUACCGUGAGAAAUAAAACUCAACAACAAUACAUUUUACUUUUCCUACAGAACUAAUUAAAUUAUAUAAUAAACAAUUAAGGAAAGUUUUUUUUUAAUGCAGAAAAAGAUAUUAAAUCUUAAUAACAGAAAUUACACACUGCUUUGUUUGAAUAAAAACUAUUUCUAAAAUAGUCUGGGACGCCGGAGAAAUGUAGAUCGGUCAAGCACAAACUGGUGCUCUAAUUUGUUAGUCCCUCUUAAAAUAUGAUAAACUGAACUUAUAUAUAGUUGAGAGGCUUUGAAGGUGCUCGUCACUACUGAUUGUAAAUGAGACACGCGCGUUGUGGAAUGGGUCGGUCGGUGGGAAAAGUUUUUUUCUUCUGCCUCUGCGUCUCUUACGUAACUUCAGCCCCGUGGCGAUUUUCGCCCGAGGAAAAUUUGCAGCUCUUUGAAGGGGACAUCAUUAAGGUCAAGGUGCGAUUUCCUUUAUUUUGGACGGGGGUUGAUUUGUUGUUUUCGUGCAGGUCCAUGAUCAUAGCGUGCGGAAUCUGGUGAUCGACGAAGGCCGCCUCUGGCCGAACAAAACUGUUUUCUACGAGUUUGCCGAAGACGAAUAUCAUCCGAUGGAGCAAAUGUGGAUCGAACAGGCAAUCAAAUCAUUGCAAAAACUUACUUGUGUGCAAAUCAAGAAAAGGGUUGACGAGGAAAACUACUUGCACAUCCAGAAUA